This is a messenger RNA of Clupea harengus (Atlantic herring), 4479 nucleotides long. RefSeq names its product TBC1 domain family, member 23 (gene tbc1d23). Bases 1 to 2742 code for a protein of 913 amino acids. Gene Ontology annotation, biological process: embryonic brain development; retrograde transport, endosome to Golgi. The transcript has 21 exons. The record is from RefSeq and is a predicted model, not a curated record. NCBI's taxonomy places the organism in Eukaryota, Metazoa, Chordata, Actinopteri, Clupeiformes, Clupeidae. Gene Ontology annotation, cellular component: trans-Golgi network.
AUGUUCAAUAUUGACAUCACUAAAAUAUGGGGAGAACAAAUCCUGAAGUUGCUGUUUUAUAUCUUCUCUGGACAUGGGCUGGUGGUGUACUGUGUGAUGCUGGUGUCAGUCACCGUGGGAGAUGUGUGCUGUAUGAUGCUGGUGUCAGUCACUAUGGGAGACGUUUGCUGUAUGAUGCUGGUGUCUGUCACUAUGGGAGACGUCUGCUCUAUGAUGCUGGUGUCAGUCACCAUGGGAGACGUGUGCUCUAUGAUGCUGGUGUCAGUCACUAUGGGAGACGUGUGCUGUAUGAUGCUGGUGUCAGUCACUAUGGGAGACGUGUGCUGUAUGAUGCUGGUGUCAGUCACCAUGGGAGACAUGUACUUUUUGCCAGAGUGUUUCACAGCCAGAGUUCCUGGAAUGUCGGCUGGAGGCAUAUUUGGAACACAAGUGCAACUUCCAUCUCUGUGCCUGCCUCCCCCCUUCCCGUCCCCAUACACUGAGAGCGCAGGGGCUUCCUCUGCCAGGCCCGUGUUACUGAGCACGCUCAGAGAAGCCCUGCUCAGCGCAUCUGCUCUGCUGUCAGCGCAUCAGAUCUGUCUCGGGUUACGGAGCACACGAGUCCGAGCGGCACACAGUCACUCGAUACAGCUGCAGCCAGCGCACGGCAAGCCUGCUCAUGUCAGAACACGCACCUGCAGGGACCAGGACCUGUCCGAGGCUCUGGACUCUUCGGCCUGUGACCUGGAGUCUGACGGGGGCCUCAUUCAGGCCCAAGACCUGCCCCCUGCAGAGAGGGCCAAGCUAUGGAAGAUCGCUCUGAACGUGGCCGGAAAGGGAGACAGCCUGUCCUCGUGGGAUGGGGCCCUGGACCUGCCAGAACAGACGCUCAUUCACAACCGCAGUCAGCAGCUCAUCGAUCAGCUUGGGCUUCCCGAAGAGGAGACCAGGGACCUGGUGUCUGACGUGGAGGCCGUCAUCACCUUCUACUGCAAGUCUCGCAACGUCACCUUCACGCCGGACCUGAGCUGGCCACACCUGCUCAAACCACUCCUGGGCCUGCAGCUGCCCCGCAGCGACCUCUACAACUGCUUCUACGCAGCCAUGAAUAAAUACAUCCCACGAGACUGUGUGCCAAAGGGUCGGCCUUUCCACCUGUACCGACUACUGCUGCAGUACCACGAGCCAGAGCUCUGCUCCUUCCUAGACACCAAGAAGAUCACACCAGACUCCUACGCCAUCAGCUGGCUGGGUAGCCUCUUCUCCAGUCACUGCCUUCCUGACGUCACCCAGGCCAUGUGGGACAUCUACUUCCAGCAGGCCGACCCCUUUCUCAUCUUCUUCCUCAUGCUCAUCAUCCUCGUUAACGCCAAAGACGGCAUUCUUGGACAUGAAGGGGACAGCAAAGAGGAGAUCAUUAAAAUGCUGGAGGACUCCCCGGGUCUCCUUGAGGCGGAGGACCUGGAGGAUCUGUUCUCCCUGGCGCAGUAUUACCACAGCAGGACUCCGCUGUCAUUCAGAAAGGAGAACCAGAACCUCUUUGGCAGCAGUCUGGUGGCGCUGAGGGAGGAGGACAUGGACCUGAGCCAGGCGCUGUGUCUUCCGGUGUCUGUGCCCGAGAUCCUCCAGGCCAACCAGGCCAACCAGCUCCAGACGGAGGGAGUGCGCUUCUUCGUGGUGGACUGCCGCCCUGCGGAACAGUAUAAUGCAGGCCACCUCUCCACAGCGUUCCAUCUCGACUCUGACCUGAUGCUGCAGAACCCGUCGGAGUUUGCCCUGUCGGUGAAGUCCCUGCUGGAGGCGCAGAAGCAGUCCCUGGAGUCGGGCUCCAUCGCCAGCGGGGAGCACCUGUGCUUCAUGGGCAGCGGGCGCGAGGAGGAGGACAUGUACAUGAACAUGGUGCUGGCCCACUUCCUACAGAAAAACAAAGAGUAUGUCAGCAUUGCCAAAGGAGGCUUCAUGGCUCUGCAGCAGCACCUGGCAGACAUGAACGUGGAAGGGCCUGACAACGUGUACGUCCACUGGAUAGUCAGCACCUCCGGCUCCCACAACAGCCUCUGCUCCCCAGAUAGUGAUGGCCUGAAUAGCACAGCUGAUGGCAAAGGGGUCAAGUCCCUGGUCAACAAGAUGACCUUUGCAUUCAAAUCCAAGUCGGUGAAUGUGAAGGAGAAGAUGAUCAGCUUCAUUGAGAACACUGCCACACCUGUGGACAGAAUGUCUUUCACUCUGCCCUGGCCAGAGAAGGGGAUUCCCGAUCGACAUGUGAGCAGUAGUGACCGGGUGGGAAAGCCAUACAGAGGAGUCAAACCAGUGUUCAGUAUCGGCGAUGAGGAGGAGUAUGACACAGAUGAGAUUGACAGCUCGUCGAUGUCAGACGAUGACCGCAAGGAGGUCGUGAACAUCCAGACGUGGAUCAACAAGCCCGACGUGAAGCACCAUGUGCCGUGUAACGAGGUGAAGGAGACGGGCCACAUGUUCCCCAGUCACCUGCUCAUCACCGCCACGCACAUGUACUGCCUGAGGGAAAUCGCCUCGCGCAAAGGCUUCGCCUACAUCCAGUCCAGGCAGGCUCUGAGCUCGGUGGUGAAGAUCACCUCCAAGAAGAAGCAUCCGGAACUCAUCACGUUUAAGUUCGGCAACAAUAACUCCGCAGGGGUGGACAUUGUGGCCGUAGAGAGGUAUCUGAUACCCAAUGCUGGGGAUGCCACCAAGGCCAUCAAGCAGCAGAUCAUGAAGGUGUUGGAUGCCUUGGAGAGCUCGUAGAGGCCACACACACAGCAGCAGAAGAGGCAGCAGCGACCUCUGCUGGCCAUGCAGGGGAACUGCAAUAGGACAAACCACCUUGGCCAAGGGGCGCUUACUCAUUGUGUGUUUGUGUGUGUGUCUCUCUCUGACUCCUCUCCAGGACUGUGCAAACCCAGCAGAGUUGAUUAUUAACCCCCCCGGCCCCGGCCCCCACCUCACCCCUCCCUUGGGGUGCUGGACAGACAGGAACUGUUGGACAGCAGGGCUGUGGGGGGGGGGGGGGACAAGGCUCCUCUCCUCUGUAUAUGACCAAUUAUAACAGAAAACAAGCUGAACUGACGCAGGCGUUUUUGUUUUGUUUUGGCCCUCCUUUCAGCUUUACCUGGCCACUAAAUUGGCGUUCAGUAUGUGGGCAUAUGAAUUGCAGUGGUGAAGAUCCCUGAACACCUUUCAUUAGCCUUAACCAACUCACCACUGGUAGAUUGAUGCCCACCCCCAAACCCCUUUUGUUAACAGAGAAAUGUCUCCCAACAUCAAGAGAAGUCCAGUUCAAUCAAGGACAUCAUCAGUAUUCCCUUCCCGGAUGUAUUCGACACUUCUGUAGCCAUAUCAGAAAGAUAGCACAAUGUGCUGCAUGACAUUGUAUUUGUUCAAAGCUGGAUGUGUAUUUAUUUGGCCAGUGUUGAAAGUGUGAUUUCAAUUGAGGGUUGGUUGAUGGUGGAAUGCUGACGUCUCCCAUUUAAAUUGAAUGGACCAGGUAGCCUUCUAGAGGGUCUCGGGACGGUAUACAUAGGAACAGGUAGGCUUCUAGAGGGUCUUGGGGACGGUACACAUAGGAUGGCACUCCCUCUUGGACUUGGUGUACACUCAAAUAUUCAAUCUCAUAAACUCUCUAAUGUCUUGUUUGAACACUCUCCAUUUAUUUCAUGUAAACUAUGUUUGAUACCCACCCUCCAUGUUCUGCUCCUGCAAAUAGCCUUAAAUACAAUAGGAAGUGGAAUGAUUUGAGAAAGUAUAUUGGUAAAUAUAUAUAUAUAUUGUAUAUACUGUAAAACUGCCUGGCUGUCCUCAUGAAAGGAGGCCAAGGUUCUGAAAGAUGGCGUGUUUAAAAAAGUACUGUUGACUGAGUUAGGCAAACAGUGGUUGAUCGAUUAUUAUGUAAACGAGACUCAGCUGGAGGACAUGUUUCCUGUCAUAUUUAUAAACCUUUUCGUAAGUGGAUUCCUGACACCAUUUCCCAACUACUUUCACAUCGGUUCAUCUUUCACCGCUGGCAGUCUGGUAACCAUGGAAAUAAAAACCUGUAUAAAAUGUGACCGGAGAAAAAUGCAAAUUGCCUUUGGAAUGAGAAUUUUGCCAUAAAUCACUCUGACAAGAAAAGCACAUUCUGUGAAACUGAGAAUGUUAACUUGAACUUUACAAUUAUCUUUCUAUUCCUUUUCACCCCGGAACCUGUUUGCUGCUCUUAUAAAUGUUGACCAAAAUGUUUUUUUUUUUUUUUUUCAGUUUUCUCACGCUACGCAAAAGGCUGUGAAAAAUAGAGGAUGAAAUUGCUAUAGAAAAUUGAUUUGGCCUCCUCACCCUUCCAAGAUUUGGUAAAAAAAGAAAGAAGGUUUUUUCGAAACAUUUUCAAAUGGAGCUUGGCAAAUAAGCUCCGUCGUGUAAAACUACUUCCUGCAUUGGUUUUCUGUUCGACGCACCUUAUGCUGUUAUUUUUUGUAACCACUUUUAAUAAAUUUUCAACUCAACUCCCAA